Mercurialis annua (annual mercury) is the source of this 822-nucleotide messenger RNA. Its product is annotated as ethylene-responsive transcription factor 13-like. Gene Ontology annotation, molecular function: DNA-binding transcription factor activity; DNA binding. The record is from RefSeq and is a predicted model, not a curated record. The transcript has a single exon. The coding region runs from base 35 to 691 and encodes 218 amino acids. NCBI's taxonomy places the organism in Eukaryota, Viridiplantae, Streptophyta, Magnoliopsida, Malpighiales, Euphorbiaceae. Gene Ontology annotation, biological process: ethylene-activated signaling pathway; regulation of DNA-templated transcription.
UCUCAAUCAAACCAAAGAAACUCAAAACAAAAAAAUGUACAAUCCAGUCAUUUCACCUACUGAUUUCGCUCUUUUACAGUCAAUUUCCAAUCAUCUUCUCCAAGAUGAUUUUCCGGUCGAGGCCGACGACGGAGGUUCACCAACGUGCAGUGGCCAAAGUUUGAGUUUUGACUUGUUGACGGAGGACUGGAGUGAUAUUCUACUACAUAUAGAUAACCCUAGCCAAACGGCGUCCUCUUCGUCGUCUUCGUCGUAUGGAUAUCUAUCGGAUCAACUGAAUGAUCAAACUGAUGCCAUGUUUGAAUUUGAAUCUACUGAAACAAGUUCCAAUGCAAUUCAAACAGCGCCGCGAGAAAAGAAGCGGAGUUACAAAGGAGUGAGGAGGAGACCGUGGGGAAAGUACGCGGCGGAGAUUAGGGAUCCGAAGAAAAAUGGUGCAAGAAGAUGGCUAGGGACUUAUGAGACACCUGAGGAUGCGGCACUAGCUUAUGAUAGAGCUGCUUUUCAAAUGCGUGGGGCGAAAGCUAAGCUUAAUUUUCCGCAUUUGAUUGGCUCGUGUGAUUACGAGCCUGUUAGAGUUACCAAUAAGCGCCGCUCUCCGGAGCUGUCCUUCUCGUGCUCAUCGUCAUUUUCAUUAUCGGAAUCAGACGAUGAUUCUCCAAAAGCAAAGAGAAGAAUGAUGGGAAAUUAGUUUGGCGUCAUCUAAUAUAUAUUGUAUAUACAAUUUGACUCUUCUUCUACUUUUCCCUUGAACUAAUUCAAAAAGUUUAAGAGAAUAUAAGACUAUUUGAUCACAUUAAUUAAAAUUUUUGUUUUCUUUUA